GACUGCUCCUUGCCGGUCUCCUGCAAGCGUAAUUAGCCCGGGUUCUGCCAGUUCCUCAUCUGGUGGUUUUCGCUGCAGCGAGCUUGCCAAUGGCACCCCCGGCCCCGUGACCACGAUCCCACCCUCGCAGCGCCGCCGCACCCGCUUUAACUCCACCGUGAACGUCCAGUACUACAUGCCCCAGCAUCCGCCCUCCAUAGUGCGCUGGCGGCGACUCGACGAGCCUCACGGCCGUCUGUCCACAUCCACGUCUACGCCGGGAAAAUCUCCCCUGAAAGACCCGUUGCCCGAUGAUUCGGCCCAAAAAUUGUUGUACAACGAGGUCAAAGCUGAGCACGGCUUCGUCAACGACGACGACAAGACGCUGCACAAGCUGGUGGAGCUUAAGAAGGCUGAGCAGGAGGAGCUUUUGGAGCAGUUUGAGGAAAAGAAGCAGGCGAAUUUGCGGAAGGAAGCGGAGGAGAGGAUCAAAUCGAAUGUGAAGGCUGCGCUUGAGCUUGCGUGUCCCCCCUCAUAUUCUACUUGACUUACUGUCACCCAUACUGAUUACCCGUCCUGAUUUAUUGUUACUGGAAACUCUGGGCUUCGUUGAAGCUGGGGCUCCAUUUUUUCCCACUGGAUUGGAAUGCUUCGAUCAGGUGCUGUGGAGAACGAUCUCAUUUUCUCAGAUGAC
This is a messenger RNA of Pseudomassariella vexata, 673 nucleotides long. RefSeq lists its product as uncharacterized. The record is from RefSeq and is a predicted model, not a curated record. The coding region runs from base 176 to 526 and encodes 116 amino acids. Lineage: Eukaryota; Fungi; Ascomycota; Sordariomycetes; Amphisphaeriales; Pseudomassariaceae. The transcript has a single exon.